Molecule: messenger RNA, 1764 nt
Organism: Egretta garzetta (little egret)
Lineage: Eukaryota; Metazoa; Chordata; Aves; Pelecaniformes; Ardeidae
Gene: NSUN5
Product: NOP2/Sun RNA methyltransferase 5
Exons: 10
Coding region: 1-1281 (426 amino acids)
Biological process (GO): rRNA base methylation
Cellular component (GO): nucleolus
Molecular function (GO): methyltransferase activity
Source: RefSeq, a predicted model, not a curated record
AUGGUCACCCGGGCACACGUUGUCAGCCCCUCACGACGGGGCUCAUCCCCAACUGGCGCUGCGCUGCUGCAGGCCGAGAAGAAGCUGCCCCCGCAGCUGGCGAAGGUGCUGGUCUAUGACCUCCUCUUCGGCAAGGGCCUGAAGUGCGGGGGGCGCUGGAAGGCGCUGGCCCGGCGGCACAGGGCGCGGCUGGAGGCCGAGCUGGCCCGCCUGAAGGUGCAGCAGAAGGUGAGCCGCAACGAGGACCUCCUGGCCCCGCAGGCAGCGAGCCCUGCAGCCCCCCAGGUACCGCGCUACGUCCGAGUCAACACCCUGAAGACUUGUGUGGACAAUGUGAUUGACUUCUUCAAGCGCCAGGGCUACUCCUAUCUGGGCAAGGCAGCCAGCGUGGAGGAACUGAGGGCCCUCUCCGGGAAGAAAUUCUUGUUGGAUCUUCAUCUCCCAGAGCUGCUGGUUUUCCCUCCGCAGACGGACUUCCAUGACAACCUGCUGUACACUUCAGGACACAUCAUUCUGCAGGACAAGGCCAGCUGCCUCCCUGCCUUCCUCCUCGGCCCUGCUGCUGGCUCCCACAUCAUUGAUGCCUGUGCGGCCCCUGGGAACAAGACCAGCCACCUGGCCGCCAUCCUGAAGAACAAGGGCCAGAUCUUUGCCUUUGACGUGGACACCAAGCGCCUGGCCACCAUGAACACCAUGCUGAUGCGGGCUGGGGUCACCAGCUUCCAGCUGGCCCAGCAGGACUUCCUGACCGUGGACCCCAGCGACCCCAAGUACAGCAAGGUGACUGGUAUCCUGCUGGACCCGUCCUGCAGCGGCUCAGGGAUGGUGAACCGGCUGCCGAGGGAGGAGGCUGCCCCGAGUGCCCAGCGGCUGCAGGCACUGGCCGGCUUCCAGCGCAAGGUCUUGAGCCAUGCCCUGAGCUUCCCAGCCCUCCAGCGCCUCGUCUACUCCACCUGCUCCCUGCACCGGGAGGAGAAUGAGGAUGUGGUGCAUGCUGUACUGCAGGAGCAGGGCUCGGACUUCAGGCUGGUGCACGCCUUCCCUUCCUGGCCCUGCCGAGGACUGGCUGCCUUCCCUGGGGCAGAGGGCUGCCUCCGUGCCUCUCCCGCAGACACCCUCACCCACGGCUUCUUUGUGGCCGUCCUGGAACGGCAUGGGGAAGGGGCUGCUGCCCCCAGCUCCCCACCUGUGGCAGCUGAGAACCCGCAGCCUGGAGAGGGAGCAGAGCCAGGAGCAGCUCACAAGAAGAGGAAGAGGAAAAAGCAGUGGGUGAAGGAGUGAAAGAACAUCUUCAAGAUUGCAUGGUGCCCGGCUGGGGCUGGCAGGGAAUGCUCUCCUGGGGGCUCUGAACACGAGUAAAGCUUUGUGCCAGGUGUGGCCCUGGUGGCUGUGCUCCCCGGUGACCAGUGCCACCCUAUUGCCAGGGAGCAGGACCAGCUCACCCUGGGUUGGCAGAAGGUUUGCUCCCAGAGUUGGGGCAGCCUUGGGAAGGCCACAAACAGCACCAGUGUCCAGCACCGUGCCCGCUUCCUGCACCCUGCAGGGCUGGAGCCCCAUUACUGGUGUCAUUUUACCAUGUUCCCCCCACCCCCAAUCCCUGCCCCAGCCUGAUGUGGGGAUUCAGAAAACCCUGCAACUGUAGGCAUGCACCAGAUUAAAGUUUCUCCCUCUUCACCAUCUUUUUCCCUCCUGUUUGUGCAGCCAUGCCCUGAAAUUGUCACUGCUUGGAGGAGAGGCAAAGUGGGGGGAGAAAGUGCAAUAGUA